Histoplasma capsulatum G186AR is the source of this 2085-nucleotide messenger RNA. RefSeq names its product NADPH cytochrome P450 oxidoreductase. Gene Ontology annotation, molecular function: flavin adenine dinucleotide binding; NADPH-hemoprotein reductase activity; FMN binding. Bases 1 to 2085 code for a protein of 694 amino acids. NCBI's taxonomy places the organism in Eukaryota, Fungi, Ascomycota, Eurotiomycetes, Onygenales, Ajellomycetaceae. Gene Ontology annotation, cellular component: cytosol. The record is from RefSeq and is a predicted model, not a curated record. The transcript is spliced from 2 exons.
AUGGCCUCAGUCGAUACUUUGGACAUGGUGGUCUUGGUGGCCAUCCUCGUUGGUACCGUCGCUUAUUUCACAAAGGGCUCAUUAUGGGGUUUUACCAAGGACCCUUAUGCAACGAACUUUGCGGCCGCAAAUGGUUCAAAAGCUGGAGCGUCAAGAGAUAUCAUCGAGAAACUAAACGAAACCGGCAAGAACUGUGUGAUUUUCUUCGGCUCCCAGACCGGCACCGCAGAGGACUACGCCUCUCGGUUGGCCAAAGAGGGAUCCCAGCGAUUCGGCCUUAAGACAAUGGUUGCUGAUUUGGAAGAUUACGACUAUGAGAAUCUGGAUAAGUUCCCCGAAGACAAGGUCAUGUUUUUCGUUUUGGCCACCUACGGCGAAGGCGAGCCUACGGAUAACGCUGUGGAUUUCUACCAAUUCCUUACGGGCGAAGAUGUCGCAUUUGAGGGUGGCGGAGGACCAGAUGACAGUCCUCUUUCUUCCAUCAGAUAUGUCGCAUUUGGCUUAGGAAAUAAUACUUAUGAACACUUCAACUCGAUGGUAAGAAAUGUUGAUGCCACUAUGCGGAAACUUGGGGCCAAACGAAUCGGAGAAGCUGGCGAAGGCGAUGACGGUGCGGGCACGAUGGAAGAAGAUUAUCUGGCCUGGAAAGAACCAAUGUGGAAGGCUCUGUCAGAGGAAAUGAACUUGGAAGAACGAGAGGCCGUUUACGAACCAGUGUUUUCCGUUAUUGAAGAACCAGAAACGUCUCCCGAGGCCGACCAUGUCUACCUCGGAGAACCGAACCAGAACCACCUCGAAGGCCAGCAGAAAGGACCAUACCACGCACACAACCCGUUCAUUGCUCCCAUCGUCGAGUCUCGGGAGCUCUUUACCGUCAAGGACCGCAACUGCCUACAUAUGGAAAUUAAUAUUGAGGGAAGCAAACUGUCUUACCAAACCGGCGACCAUAUCGCCAUCUGGCCCACUAAUGCCGGAGCAGAGGUAGACCGGUUCGCAACCGUUUUUGGAAUUACAGAUAAGCGCAAUAUGGUUAUCAAGAUCAAGCCUCUAGACGUCACUGCUAAGGUUCCUUUCCCUACCCCAACAACGUAUGACGCCGUCAUGAGGUAUCAUAUGGAAAUCUGCGGUCCCGUAUCUCGUCAAUUCGUCGCUUCUCUCGCAGCCUUCGCGCCAGACGAAUCCUCGCGCAAUGAAUUGAAACGAUUAGGCAGCGACAAGGACUACUUCCAAGAGAAGAUUGCCAGCCAGUAUAUGAACAUUGCUCAAGCCCUGCAAAGCGUCACCUCGUUACCGUUCUCAGACGUCCCGUUCUCCCUGCUCAUCGAAGGUAUCCCUAAAAUCCAACCGCGAUACUACUCCAUCUCGUCUUCCUCCUUGUUACAAAAGAACAAGAUAAGCGUCACCGCCAUCGUGGAAUCACUCCGUGUCCCAGGCGCGACGCACAAUCUCAAAGGUGUCACGACAAACUAUCUCUUGGCCCUGAAGCAGAAGCAACAUGGUGACCCCAACCCGGACCCGCACGGCUUAACGUACGCCAUCAAUGGGCCCCGAAACAAAUAUGACGGCAUCCACGUCCCCGUCCAUGUGCGCCACUCCAACUUCAAGCUCCCGUCAGAUCCGGCCAAACCCGUCAUCAUGGUUGGGCCUGGUACCGGUGUCGCUCCAUUCCGCGGGUUUAUUCAGGAGCGUGCCGCACAGCUUGAGAGGGGGGAUACCGUCGGCCCAACUAUUCUAUUCUACGGCUGCAGAAAGCGCGAGGAGGAUUUCUUGUAUAAAGACGAGUGGGAGAAAUUAUCGUCAAAACUUGGCUCCUCCCUCCAAAUCAUCACCGCCUUCUCCCGUGAGACCUCCACAAAGGUCUACGUCCAACACAAGCUGCGCGAACAUGCCAAGCUUGUCAACGACCUCCUCCUCCAAAAGGCCAAUUUCUACGUCUGCGGUGAUGCGGCCAACAUGGCGCGCGAGGUAAAUGUGGUCCUUGGCCAGAUCAUUGCGGAGCAGCGCGGGCUGGCGCCGGAGAAGGGCGAGGAGCUUGUGAAGCAUAUGCGGAACAAUGGGUCAUAUCAGGAGGAUGUUUGGUCAUGA